Messenger RNA from Macrobrachium nipponense, 1180 nucleotides. RefSeq names its product nidogen-2-like. The transcript has 7 exons. NCBI's taxonomy places the organism in Eukaryota, Metazoa, Arthropoda, Malacostraca, Decapoda, Palaemonidae. Gene Ontology annotation, molecular function: calcium ion binding. The record is from RefSeq and is a predicted model, not a curated record. The coding region runs from base 198 to 821 and encodes 207 amino acids.
UUCCAGAAAUGCAGGAGAAACUUCAAAACGUCGAAAUUAACCUUCAAGGGAUCCAUCAGGAAACCAAAGGCUGCCUUGGAAGGGAGGACUUGGAACACUUCAAGAACAUAUCAUCAGCAGGACAACGAGAACUGAAAUUUUUACCUUCACCAGGGAAUAUCUGGAGUCCACAUCUUUGUUGGAGACUGGAGGAAUAGAUGAGUGCUCAGAGGGAAGCCACAACUGCACUGAUCAUGAAGUUUGCAACGACAGACUCUUCAAGUAUAAAUGUUCCUGUUCUACCCGGUUUUGCAUGGGAUGGUUCGCGCUGUGAAGACGUGGACGAGUGCAGCGCCCAAGGGAAGGCUGAGUGCAGUGCCCAGGCGACCUGUAGGAACUCCGUUGGGAGUUACAGCUGCUCCUGCAACCCGCCUUUCGAAGGAGAUGGACGAACCUGCGAGUUCUCGUGCGAAAGCCCGGCCAAAGUCGUCGAGGGUCUGGGAUGCGUGAAGCAUGUGAAGGAAAUGAAGACUUUCCAGGAGAUGAACGCCACCUGCCACGAGGCAGGGUGGCGCCUCCUCCAAGACUCCACAGAUAGUGGUUUACAGGAAGUUCGUCUGGCUCUGCUUGGUCAUGGAGGAUGGUUAGGAGUGUUAAUGACGGGAAAUGGCUGGAGAGCGGACUUCCUGUACCAGAGGAGCUUUGGUUGGGAGGCUCCCGGGGAUCUGCAGACCCUUCCAGGAGGCGUUGUGGCAUCACUGACUGGGAGACUUCUUCUUCUCCGUUCAAAGUGGGUCAACAGGAUUGUUCAGAUAAGCAAUGGGGCAUCUGCCAAUUUGUAAUCACACAGAAAUAGUCAACAUUAGGUUGAUCUUCUGUGUGAGGAGGAGGAGGCAGAGUAAUUACCCUGAAUAAUCCUUCUUUGCCGAAAACUAGUUUGUGAUGAUUUCCCUUCUCGUGAAUAUUAUAGUCUGUAGGAGGCGAAGGAGGACUCUUUCUCUCUUCCUUAUUCUCAGAUAAUGUUAUUGUUUUGCUGAGGAUGAGAAUUGUAUUGUUACUAGAGGAAUAAUAUAUGCUACUAUAUUCAUUGCUGCUCUUCUUCUAUGUAAACCUCUGAGGAUAUAGUACAUGUAAUACUUUGUGCUUUGCAAAGGUUAAAAGCUUCAAUGAGAAAUCUAUGAAGUAUUAAUAUUAUUCUCUU